Messenger RNA from Diachasma alloeum, 2012 nucleotides. RefSeq names its product queuine tRNA-ribosyltransferase catalytic subunit (gene Tgt). The record is from RefSeq and is a predicted model, not a curated record. The coding region runs from base 6 to 1232 and encodes 408 amino acids. Gene Ontology annotation, cellular component: cytosol. Gene Ontology annotation, molecular function: tRNA-guanosine(34) queuine transglycosylase activity. The transcript is spliced from 5 exons. NCBI's taxonomy places the organism in Eukaryota, Metazoa, Arthropoda, Insecta, Hymenoptera, Braconidae.
UCGACAUGGCACAGGCAUUCACCCGGGUCACCCGCAAGACAACAAAAAUGUCAGGGGUGUUGAAACCCCUCACCUUCGAGGUGAUAACUGAGUGCAAAACAACCAAAGCCAGGACUGGGAGAAUGGUCUUGAUGCAUCAUCACGUUGACACUCCUGUCUUCAUGCCUGUCGGCACUCAGGGCACCUUGAAGGGAUUACUCCCGCAACAAUUGGAGGAGCUAAACUGCCAGAUCAUGCUGAGUAAUACUUAUCACUUGGGAACACGUCCAGGGCCAGACAUUUUGAAAAAAGCUGGAGGUCUCCACAAAUUCAUGAACUGGAAGAGGGCCCUUUUAACAGACUCCGGUGGCUUCCAAAUGGUGUCCCUCCUGAAACUAGCUGAAAUAACCGAGGAAGGAGUGAAGUUUAGUUCUCCUUACGACGGAUCCGAGUGCAUGCUGACCCCUGAGCACUCCAUCGAAAUCCAGAACGCCAUUGGAGCUGAUAUAAUCAUGCAGCUUGAUGACGUGGUUGCCAGUACCACCACUGGACCGAGAGUUGAAGAGGCAAUGCAUCGAACCACGAGAUGGUUGGAUCGUUGUCUGGCAGCUCACCAGCGUCCCACAGAGCAGAGUGUUUUCCCAAUAGUCCAAGGUGCCCUGAGCCCCAUUCUCCGAACCCAGAGUGCUAUCAAGCAAUCGAAGAGGGAGGUCAAUGGAUUCGCGGUGGGUGGACUCAGUGGUGGGGAGAGCAAGCAGGACUUCUGGAAGAUGGUGCAUCUGUCAACAGACAUUUUACCCCGAGACAAACCCAGGUACCUGAUGGGAGUGGGAUUUGCAGUGGAUCUGGUCGUAUGCUCUGCCCUGGGGAUCGAUAUGUACGACUGUGUGUUUCCGUCUAGAACAGCUAGAUUUGGCUGUGCAUUAACAAGAUCUGGACAACUCCCCCUCCGCCAGAGGAUGUACAAACACGAUAAACGUCCCAUCGACGAAAAUUGCGACUGCAGUACCUGUAAAACAUACACCCGAGCCUAUCUCCAUCACCUGGUGACGAUGGAGACCGUCGCCUGUCACGCAUUAACCGUCCACAAUAUUGCAUUCCAGAUGAGGCUCAUGAAGGACAUCCGAGACAGUAUUAAGAACCAAAAAUUUCCCGAAUUCAUCAGAGAAUUCAUGUUGACAGUCUAUCCUGAGAGAAAUUACCCCGAGUGGAUUGUCGAGGCUCUCGGAGCAGUCAACGUUGAAUUAUCGUGAUACAGUGCAGAAUUUUUUUUCAACCAAAAAAAUUAUUCCUACAUCUGUCCACUUUAUUUUUAAUAUUUAACGGUUGGUUCAUGAAGGGAUCAAUCAAAAAAUUGAUAAUAUAUAUUUCUUGGGGAUUUAUUCACCACAGGACAUCACAUGAAGUCGUCUGAAUCGUAGCCUGAUGCCUCUGUGUUCGUUGUCAUUUUACUCUCUUGGAAUAGAGAAGAAUAAUUCCUGAAAAUUAUAUUUCAAUUAGAGAAUUCGGGAAUUCCGGAAUUCGUGACUCAACUAAAAUUCACUCAAAAUUCACGAAUUCAUGAUUCCAUUGGAAAAUUCAUGAAUUCGCGAUUUAAUUGGAGAAUUCGGGAAUUCGUGACUCAACUAGAAAAUUCACUGGAAUUCACGAGUUCAUGAAUUUGCCAAUUGAAUCAUAAUUUCGUGGCUCAACUCGAAAAUUCACUGAAAAUGCACGAAUUCAUGAUUCAAUCGAAACAUUCAUGAAUUCGUGAUUUAAUUGGAGAAUUCGUGAGUUAACUAGAAAAUUCACUGAAAAUGCACCAAUUUAUAAUUCAAUUGGAAAAUUCAUGAAUUUAUGAUUUAAUGGGAGAAUUCGGGAAUUCGUGACUCGACUAGAAAAUGUACUAAAACGCAAGAAUUAUUGAAUUUUCUAGUUGAUUCACGAUUUUUUUUCAUCAAAUCUCAGUCCUUCCACACUGGAUUAUUAUAAAAUGAUUAAAAACGGUUUGAAUUCAUUAUUCAAAUCAAUUUGAAACAAUAGAUUUUUGCUGA